CAAGGUACAGGCAGUACACAAAACAAAACCCUUUUUUUUUCGAACUUCAAACAACUCUCCAAAUUAUUACGCAGUAACCGCUCACGGCGGCGACAGCAUCGGCGAUACAUGAUUAAGAGGGGUAAAGUUUGUGUGUUUGCAUUUAUCAUUUUGCUACCACUAAACAUGAUGUGGUCAGGCUUAUAGACAUUGAUUUCAUUCUGGGCUAUUUUAUUUCUCCAAGCACACACUUUUUCUGUGGUGGUGGCUGGCAGCUAUGUCGUAAUGGUAAAGCUUUGGCGAGUUUACAAGUGCAAGACAACAAAAGGGUUAUGAUGAAAUUGUUUCCUGCUGUGAUUGUUAGUAAACAGUUUCAAACGCGUUUGAUGGAAAAGGAAAACCAAAGUCAUGAUGAAAAUAAGGUUUAUGUUCACUAUAACCAUACCGAUUCUUGUAAGCUUGUUAGGUGGACUGCAAGAGAAAGUUACCAGUUUAUGUAUGCAAGGCCCUGGCAGCAUGUUGUUGAAUUCUAUUCUGAUAUAGUUAAUGGCCGUUUGUUGCUAUCAGACUUGUUUGGAACUGAGAGAGCAUGUUUUGUUCAUGAUGAUAAAGAAAUUCCGGAGUUUGUAGCAGAGAGUGGUGGAACUGAAGAUAGAUCUGGGAGAUGGGCAAGAGUAACAUUUAAAAUACUUGUUUCAUAUCAUGGAGGUUCUUUUGAUGGUUGGCAAAAACAGCCUGGUUUGAACACUGUUCAAGGUUUAGUGGAAACAUCUCUUGGGAGUUUUGUUGAUGAGAAGAAAGCGAAGUUGCUGAAAGAGAAGUGUAAACCAUUGGAAGGUUGCGCUGUUGUUGCUGGCCGCACUGACAAAGGGGUGUCAGCUCUUGAGCAAGUGUGUUCUUUCUAUACUUGGAGAAAGGAUGUUAAACCUUGUGAUAUUGAAGAUGCAAUCAACUCUGCAUCGCCUGGAAAAAUCAGGGUUGUUUCUGUUUCCGAGGUGUCACGUGCAUUCCAUCCUAAUUUCUCUGCCAAAUGGAGGCGGUAUUUGUAUAUUUUUCCUCUCAACAACGGAGAAAAAAAGGAAGAAACUAGUGACAGUGAGGAGGAGGGUGAAUUUUUUUAUUCAAAUGGAAGUUCUAAUAACAAUACUAAUGGAAAUGAUGAAAAUAUUGUGAAAGAACUUGUUGAUGAUGAGGGAGAUGUUGAAACUGGAAGGAAACCAAGAAAGUUUUCAGUAAGCCGUGUUAAUUUGCUCCUAAAGCAAUUGCAAGGAAAGUUAUUAUCCUACAAGAUGUUUGCACGUGAUACCAAAGCCUCAAGAAACACAGGUCCACCAACAGAGUGUUUCAUCUACCACGCACGAGCUGCAGAGACCAGAUUACCAAGUUCUGAUGAUGAUCAUGGGGAAGAACGAAAGGUUAUGUGUGUUGAGCUCGUAGGAAAUCGCUUUCUACGCAAAAUGGUACGGGUCCUUGUGGCCACUUCAAUUAGGGAAGCAGCUGCAGGUGCGGAAGAAGAUGCAUUGCUGAAGUUGAUGGAUGCCACAUGUAGACGUGCCACUGCUCCACCAGCACCACCUGAUGGUCUCUGUCUUGUUGAUGUUGGAUAUACGGACUUUGAUCCACAAAAUACCUUCAUUGCAUAAGGUAUACUUUUUGUAGCCUUACUACUACUAGUCAUAGUUUCCCAUUGCUUGACCUGAUAAGAAUUAUAAGUGAAUUUCAUCUGCAUUUAUGAAGCAUAGGGUUGAAACUAACAUUUAUUCAUUGUAUUCCUUUAGAGAAAUUUUCAAUUAUGCGUGUUACAGAACUACUUCUUAAAGUAUAUUAGUGUAUUUGAGAGACUUUUAAGUGUAAAACUACUAGUGCUAGUGAUCAAUUCCAUUUGAGCUGCAUAAGCUUUUGUUCUUUAAACCAAAUCAAUUCAAAUUGUUAUCAUCAGUUUGCUAAUGUA
This is a messenger RNA of Mangifera indica (mango), 1930 nucleotides long. RefSeq names its product tRNA pseudouridine synthase A. Bases 312 to 1622 code for a protein of 436 amino acids. Gene Ontology annotation, molecular function: pseudouridine synthase activity; RNA binding. Gene Ontology annotation, biological process: tRNA pseudouridine synthesis. The transcript has 2 exons. The record is from RefSeq and is a predicted model, not a curated record. Lineage: Eukaryota; Viridiplantae; Streptophyta; Magnoliopsida; Sapindales; Anacardiaceae.